Myotis davidii is the source of this 264-nucleotide messenger RNA. Its product is annotated as zinc finger CCHC domain-containing protein 10-like. NCBI's taxonomy places the organism in Eukaryota, Metazoa, Chordata, Mammalia, Chiroptera, Vespertilionidae. The record is from RefSeq and is a predicted model, not a curated record. The transcript has 2 exons. Bases 1 to 264 code for a protein of 87 amino acids.
AUGGCGACUCCCAGGCAUCGACUCAUAGCCCGGAGACCAGCUGAAGCAAAUAACAUUGGAGAAGCUAAUGUAGAAAGAAAGACGAAGAAUAAAAGGUCUAAGAGUGUAACCAGCUCCAAUAGCAAGAGCAGCGACAGGCCGGCCAGUGAUGCUUCACCAGAGAGUGAAGAGACACCCACCUCACCCUCCUCUGUGGACAGAGAUACUGAUGGAGCACCUCCAGCUCAUCGUCUCAGCCCCGCCCGCAGCUCGUCCUCACCCUGA